GAGCAGGCCCUGGCCCUGCAGCUCCAGAAGAAGCUGAAGGAGCUGCAGGCACGGAUCGAGGAGCUGGAGGAGGAGCUGGAGGCGGAGCGCACGGGCCGGGCCAAGGUGGAGAAGCAGCGCUCGGAGCUGUCGCGGGAGCUGGAGGAGCUCAGCGAGCGGCUGGAGGAGGCCGGAGGUGCCACCUCGGCCCAGCUGGAGCUCAACAAGAAGCGGGAGGCCGAGUUCCAGAAGCUGCGGCGGGACCUGGAGGAGGCCACGCUGCAGCACGAGGCCACGGCGGCCGCGCUCCGGAAGAAACAGGCCGACAGCGUGGCCGAGCUGGGAGAGCAGCUGGACAACCUGCAGCGCGUCAAGCAGAAGCUGGAGAAGGAGAAGAGCGAGCUCAAGCUGGAGCUGGACGACCUCAGCGCCAACGUGGAGCAGCUGAUCAAGGCCAAG
Messenger RNA from Neopelma chrysocephalum (saffron-crested tyrant-manakin), 438 nucleotides. RefSeq names its product myosin-6-like. The transcript has 2 exons. The record is from RefSeq and is a predicted model, not a curated record. Gene Ontology annotation, cellular component: myosin complex. The annotation marks the transcript as partial. Lineage: Eukaryota; Metazoa; Chordata; Aves; Passeriformes; Pipridae.